Molecule: messenger RNA, 643 nt
Organism: Contarinia nasturtii (swede midge)
Lineage: Eukaryota; Metazoa; Arthropoda; Insecta; Diptera; Cecidomyiidae
Exons: 2
Source: RefSeq, a predicted model, not a curated record
AUGUACAAGUCACGAUUACGUGAACGCAAAGCCAAGCCAGCUGCACCAGCUGAGCCUGUGGCUACGGUCUCAAGUGCCAAAGUGAAACCAAAACAAAAACCAAAGACCGUUCGUUUCACUGCAACGCAAAAACCGAAGCGUGAAAAGAACAAGAAAGAUCGCAUUUCACGACGCGAUGCACCACGUGGUAAUCGCCGAUCACUCUCAUCGCCAAGUCGUGAUGGUAAUUUUCCAUAUGCCAGUUAUGGAUAUCCAGGUUUUGGUUUUCCACCAUACGGAUACUAUCCACAAUUCAAUCCUGUUGGAUAUGGUAUGGUUCCACAAUAUGCCAUGGGUGCCAUGGGUGCCAUGAAUGCACCACGUUUGAAGCUUGAACCAGAACGAAGCGAUUUGGAAUCGGCAUCAAAUGACGAUGAAUCCAAUGAUGACGAAGACUGGCCAGCUCCGGCGCCAGCGAAGCGCAUGUAUCGUUCGAAAUCUGUAAGCGAUCCUGCUCCAACGGUCAAGUCACGUGGUCGCCCUAAAUCAAAUGUUGCAUGGAAUGUGAAAGGUACGGCCAAUCACACUGUGGUUAGCGGCGCAUUGAAAGCGGCCAACACGAACAAGGCACCAGCAAAGCGGACAUUGAAUCGAUCUCAAUCAG